Messenger RNA from Manis javanica (Malayan pangolin), 695 nucleotides. The record is from RefSeq and is a predicted model, not a curated record. NCBI's taxonomy places the organism in Eukaryota, Metazoa, Chordata, Mammalia, Pholidota, Manidae.
UUCGCGCGCUUUACGCGCCAGCUUUGGCCUCUCAGCGGGCAGCGGUGAGGAUGGAGCACAGCGACGAGGAAGCCUUCGAGAAGUACCGCGUCCACCUGCGCCCCGCCACACUGCGCGACCUCGCCCCCGCCACGCUGCAUCUUCUGCCCUGCGAAGUCCCGGUUAACGGGCCCGCCCCCGUGGGGCGCUUCUUCACCCCGGCCAUCCGCCAGGGUCCCGAUGGCCUCCAAGUGUCGUUUAGGGGCCGCAGUCUGCGGGGCGAGGAGGUGGUGGUGCCGCCCGGCCUCAUGGGAUACGUGAUGGUGACGGAAGGGAAGGGAGCAGAGGUGGUGGUGGGGAAGCCGGACCCACCGAAGGGUUCGGAGAACGACGAGCAGCUGGAGGAGCGGGAGCUGGAGGAACCCUGGGAAGCGCUGAGGGCGCUGGAGCGGGACUUCGACCGCUUUAUUGAAGCCACUGCCAGUUUCAGCUGCUUUACCCUGUGGGGCCUGGAGACCAUCCCUGGUCCGGAUGCCAAAGUCCGCGGGGCCCUAACCUGGCCCAGCCUGGCCGCAGCGAUUCACGCACAGGUACCUGAGGACUAAGAAGCAGAGCUUGAAACCGAAAGCCACCGGUCCCUUCACCCCAGUAAAGCAGCUCUUCAUUUGGGAGCCACUGAUUCUACCAUCCCAAUAAAUGAGCUCUUCAUGGCACCU